GGUCAGCGUCACUUAGCCGUUCUUGCCCUCUUAAAGCCCAGACCACCAUCUCAAGGAAGACUUUGGGAGCCUCCAACUGGGAACCCUCCACACUCUCUUCAAGUGACUCACAGCAGCACCAACAGUCGCAAUGAAAAUUCUAAUCCCUUUCCUCCUUCUGUUGCUGCCACUAAUGCUGAUGCCUGUGGUCUCUAGCAGCCCAAAUCCAGGGAUCGCCAGAGGCCAACGGGACGAUCGCCAGGCUCCUAGGACAAGGCCCCACAAAGGCAGCCAAGAAUGUGAUUGCAAAGACUGGUUCCUGAGAGCCCCUAAAAGAAAACUUAUGGCAAUGCCUGAGAUGCCAAAGAAGCAGUGUCCCUGUGAUCAGUUCAAGGCCAGUGUGAAGAAAACCAGGCACCAAAGGCACCACAGGAAGCCAAACAAGCACUGGAGAGCCUGCCAGGAAUUUCUCAAACAAUGUCAGCUAGCAAGCUUUGCACUGCCUUUAUAGGACUCCCUCUCCCAAUAAAGCAUUCUUAGUCAAGAUGGUAGAGAACACCUAGAGGAUGCCCUCCUCCCACUUCCAGCUCCCCUACCCUGCCCCUACUCCAGCAUUCUCACAAAGCAUUUUCCCCAAGAUUAGUGCUCCCUCUAGUGCCCUCUUCUCUUGUCAGUCUUUUUUCCUGUGCGCCUCCUCCCUCCCUUUUCCCAGGCUUAAACUUAAUUACCUGGAAACCCUGGUUUCUUAACUGGUCCCAAAUGACCUUACAUAUAACCAGGCAAGUAGCAAACAGAAAAUAAAUAUUUUUAAAUGUA
Messenger RNA from Neogale vison (American mink), 795 nucleotides. RefSeq names its product C-X-C motif chemokine ligand 17 (gene CXCL17). Lineage: Eukaryota; Metazoa; Chordata; Mammalia; Carnivora; Mustelidae. Gene Ontology annotation, biological process: negative regulation of inflammatory response; positive regulation of macrophage chemotaxis; macrophage chemotaxis. The transcript is spliced from 4 exons. The record is from RefSeq and is a predicted model, not a curated record. Bases 131 to 490 code for a protein of 119 amino acids.